Molecule: messenger RNA, 1942 nt
Organism: Anguilla rostrata (American eel)
Lineage: Eukaryota; Metazoa; Chordata; Actinopteri; Anguilliformes; Anguillidae
Gene: preb
Product: prolactin regulatory element binding
Exons: 10
Coding region: 189-1466 (425 amino acids)
Biological process (GO): protein secretion
Cellular component (GO): endoplasmic reticulum membrane
Molecular function (GO): GTPase activator activity; guanyl-nucleotide exchange factor activity; protein binding
Source: RefSeq, a predicted model, not a curated record
AGCGUUGCUGACGUGUAGGUAAGGAAGAGGGGUUUCAUUCUUGUUUUGGUUGUGCGCAAACCGGUGACAGCUUACUAUGCGAAGUCCCAAGAUUUUGGACUGAAUUAUCAGGGAGGUCAAAACUGGAUCGUGCUUGACAGGUAGAAGGCUCGAGAGACAGAAGUGAAUUUGCGAGCUUCUCUGACACUAUGGGCCGACGGAAACAUCCAGACCUCUACUGCGCUCCCUUCCCUCUCUAUACUGUGAAGGUGCACCCUGAAACAGGAUUAGUUGUCACAGCAGGUGGGGGUGGCGCUUCAAAGACUGGAAUUAAAAAUGGAGUGCACUUCCUGGGUCUGGAGUUGGUCGGUGGCCGGCACAGUGCUACACUUCUGCACUCCCAUGACACAGACACCCGCGCUACCAUGAACUUGGCACUAGGGGGCGAUGUGAUCGCAGCAGGGCAGGAUGGCACUUGCAGUUUGAUGCGCUUUAAACAGUGCUCCAAGAAGGAUGGCCACAAGGCUACAGCUAGAGAAGAAGGGGGCGACGGCAAGCAGACGGCCCCCAGGCGGCGUGGGGGGCAUCGGCGGGCCGAGGCAGGCGGGGACGAGGCGGAGACAAGAGACGAGACCCCUCAGAUGUCGGUGGAGGCGGUGGGGGAGGUGUGCUCGGACCGCAGCCCCACUGACCCCCUGCAGAAGUGCGUGAGGUUCAGUGCUGACCUCAGCCUGCUGCUGACCGGUGGGGCGGAUGGACACGUCCGCGUGUGGGAGUACCCUGCAAUGAAGGAGAAGCUGGAUUUCAAGGCUCAUGAUGGGGAGAUUGAAGACUUAGAUAUCAGUCCUGAUAACAAGCAGAUCGUGACAGUAGGGCGGGACUUUGCGUGCUGUGUGUGGAGUAAUGACCAGCUGGUCGUGGGAUUGAGUUGGCAUGACAACAUGCCUCACAUCACCGAUAAGAUGUACCGCUACCAAGCCUGCAGGUUUGCAAAGGUGGAGGACCAGUCCGAUGCUCUGAGGCUCUACACGGUCCAGAUUCCUCACAAACGUGACCGCAGGCCGCCCCCCUGCUACCUCACCAAGUGGGACGGGCGGAACUUUCUCCCCUUGCUUACCAAACCCUGUGGCAGUGAGGUCAUUUCCUGCCUGGCUGUCAGCGACUCUGGGACGUUUCUGGGCUUGGGGACAGUGACGGGAUCAGUGUCCAUUUACAUUGCCUUCUCACUGCAGAGUCUUUACUACGUUCAGGAAGCCCAUGGGAUCGUGGUCACCGAUCUGGCCUUCCUGCCAGACUCCCCGAAGGGCAGGGGGAUUCUGGGAGACAACGAAGCCGCCUUGCUGAGCGUAGCGGUGGACAGCCGCUGCAAGAUGCACGUCCUGCCCCACCGAGGGUCCUUCCCGGUGUGGCUGCUGCUCCUGCUCUGCGCCCUCGUGGUGGUGUGCGUGGUGCUCUUCCUGCAGCACACCUUCCCAGGAUUCAUUUAGGGACCCAGGACUCGGCCACAGUCCUCGACUAGUCUUAUUAACGAUGGUGACAAGGAGAGUAUUUAAUAAAUGUUUUUUUUUUUUUUUUUCCCGCAAAAGCCAAUCAGUACUUUGAAUGCCAGUGUGUCAGUUUGGUGAGACCAUACCUCAGGGGCUGGUGUGUCGGUUUUGGUGAGACCAUGCUGUACCUCAGGGGCCGUUGAGUCAGUUUUGGUGAGAGACCAAACCUCUGUACUUCUGCCUCGCCAAGGGCUGACAUGCAGAACGGAGACCAUGGACCCAAACAGACUUUUCUUUUCCUAUAUCAUUACCGCACAAGUUUUCUUUUUUUUUUUGUUGAUGUUUUGGAAAGGGACAUUAUUUAAAACCUAGACUGUCAACCACAGUGGUCACAGUGAUAUGAUUUACAGGGGGUGGGGCCUGACUCAUUGGCAGUUUUUAAAUAUCUAGAUUAUUAAUAAAUAUCAUGAACUUUA